Molecule: messenger RNA, 2018 nt
Organism: Triticum urartu
Lineage: Eukaryota; Viridiplantae; Streptophyta; Magnoliopsida; Poales; Poaceae
Source: RefSeq, a predicted model, not a curated record
GAAAAAGAGACAUGUGGUAACAUAGCUAGUUACAAUAACAUCACACAUAUCAAAAAAAUAUGUGUCUACAACCUAAUAAAUAAAGUAAUGCAUGACAUAACACAUAUGUUACUACUCACUGUGGAGAUAGUAACAUAUAGACUAGUAAUAUAUGCAUGUUCCUCCCCACUGUGACUAGUGUAAGCUAUGCGCGUAUCUGCAGAUAUCACGUGUCCAAAUUAAAUAUGAGAUCGAUCUGGCUGGCCUGGUAAAGGUCCAAUUUUUUUACUGCCACCAACCAACCAAAUCAGUACUCACUGUCCAGCCUGCAGCUAGCAACAAACCUGCUACUCCCCAGACAAGCGCGAUGCCGUCGCCGUCCGUGGUGCGCGUGGUGUCGUCGCGCACGGUGGCGCCGCCGCCGCGCCCGCGCGAGCGCAUCCCGCUAACCUCCUGGGACGCCGCCAUGCUCUCCGCCAACUACAUCCAGAAGGGCCUCCUCUUCCACAGACCCUCACCCUCUUCCUCGGCAUCCGCCCUCUCCACCGCCGCCGGCGUCGUCGACCACCUCGCCGCGGCCCUCGGCGACGCGCUUGUCUACUACUACCCCGUUGCCGGCCGCUGCGCCACGGAGCAGCACAGGGACCAACUUACCGGCGCCGUCGUUGGCUGCUCCGUCCACAUCGACUGCGACGGCCAGGGCGUGGAGGUCGUGCACGCCGUCGCCGACGGCGUGGCCAUGGCGGACAUCGUCCCGCCCGACGCCGACGUGCCGCGCGACGUGCUGGCGCAGUUCUUCCAGCUCACCGACGCCGUCAACUACGGCGGCCGCGAGCAGCCGCUGCUCGCCGUCCAGGUGACCGACCUCGCCGACGGGGUGUUCGUCGGGCUCGCCUACAACCACGCGCUCUCCGACGGCACCGCCUUCUGGGACCUCGUCAACAGCUGGGCGGCCCUCGCGCGCGCCAGGCUCGGCCUCGCCCCGGCGCCCCCGACGCCGAGGCCCUCGUUCGAGCGCUGGUCGCCGGACGGCGGCGCGGCGGGGCCGGCCGUGCUGCCGUGCGCCGACGCGUCGGAGCUCGUCGAGCGGGCGGCCCCGCUGGCGUUGCGCGAGCGGAUGCUGCACUUCUCGGCGGACUCGCUGGCGGCGCUCAAGGAGCGCGCGCGGGAGGAGCUCCUGGCCGCUGGAGACGCGGCCGGCGCCGCCGCGGUGACGCGGUUCCAGGCGCUGUCCUCGCUCCUCUGGCGCUGCAUCACCCGCGCGCGGCGGCUGGCGCCGGAGCAGGAGACCGUGUGCCGCGCCGCCAUCGACAACCGCGGGCGGCUGCGGCCGGAGCUGCCCAGGGAGUACUUCGGCAACGCCAUCUACGCCAUCGGGACGGAGCCGGCGCGCGCCGCGGACCUCCUGGAGCGCGGGCACGGGUGGGCGGCGGCGGCCGUGGGGCGGGCCGUGGCGGCGCACACGGACGCGGCCAUCAGGGCGCGCGUGGCGGCGUGGACGGCCAAGCCCAUGGUGUACACGCAUCGCUUCUUCGACCCGACCGGGACCAUGAUGGGCAGCUCGCCGCGGUUCGACAUGUACGGCUGCGACUUCGGGUGGGGGAGGCCCGUGGCGGCGCGCAGCGGCCGGGCCAACAAGUUCGACGGCAAGACGUCGCUGUACCCCGGCCGGGAGGGCGGCGGGAGCAUCGACGCAGAGCUCACGCUCACGCCCGACAACAUGGCGGCGCUCGAGGAGAUUGAGGAGCUAUGGGCUGCCGUGACCCCGGACACGCCGGAGAAGAAGCCUUGAAUCUUCCAUGCAUGUUACCACUCUGGUCUGCUACUCUCUUUUUUUUCUUCUAAAAGCUUCGAUCUAUUCAUUUUUUAUUCAUAGCAUGAUUACCAGAAAUAAUAGAAGUUACUCUAAAGCAACGCAGCAGAAAAACUUUCGAUCUAUUCAUGGCACAAUCGUCCGAAAUAAUACUCCCUCUAUUCAUUUUUGUAAGACGUUUAAGACAGAUAAAAUUGAACUGUUUUGGAUGGAGCGAUGCUAUACA